CAGAAGCCACCAGGGGGGAAAAAACAACAGCGCGCGCUACAUUUUGCGCGCGAACGGGUCACAUUUUCAGUUUCGUAUUUACGCAGGACUUCAUUAGGGCGCGCGCGUGCUCGCAUUCACACACACACACACACACACACACACACACACUCAUACACACACACUCAUAUACACACACACACAGUCAUACACACACACUCAUACACACACACACAGUCAUACACACACACUCAUACACACACACACACCGCGGCGUCGCUCUCUCUCUGCAUCCUCGGAGGCGCUGGAUGGGUUUUUGCUCUGUUGACCUUCACACGGGAUCUUUGGGUUUGAACAGAGAGAGGGAGAGACCGGAGGAGGAGGAGGAGGAGAAGUGUGUUGUAGUGAGCUGAGUGUGUGAGGUGGUGUUUUUUAUUUUUUUUCCAUUCCCGGGCCUUCUCUCUCUCUCUCUCUCUCUCUCUCUCUCAUUAUUUAUUUCCGUUAUUGAUGGUGGGAGAUUUCCGCGCGUGCACGAAUCGCGUGGUGACAUUUGUGACAUUCCGUGUGUGUUCCGAGCGCGCGCCAUGGCCCGGCCGCGACCCCGCGACUAUAAAGCAGGAGACCUGGUGUUCGCCAAGAUGAAGGGAUACCCGCACUGGCCCGCGAGGAUUGAUGAGCUGCCAGAGGGAGCAGUGAAGCCUCCUGCUAAUAAAUAUCCCAUCUUCUUCUUUGGCACCCAUGAGACUGCAUUCCUUGGCCCUAAAGACCUGCUGCCAUAUAAAGAGUAUAAAGAAAAAUUCGGCAAGUCGAAUAAGAGGAAAGGCUUCAAUGAGGGACUGUGGGAGAUCGAGAACAACCCCGGGGUCAAGUUCACCGGCUACCAGAGCGUGCAGCAGCAGAGCUGGUCAGAGGGGGAGGGGGCCGAUGCAGCAGAUGGCAGUAGUGAGGGAGAGGAAGGAGAAUCCAUCGGCGAGGAAGAGGAAGGAAAGUUGAAGGGCGAAAAGGUUGGAUCCAAACGGAAAAAGACAGCGUCCUCAAAGAAGUCGAAGCUAUCCAGGAAGUGCUCGGCUGAGGAGGAAGAGAAGGACGGGAAAGAAGACGAGGAGAAGAGAGACAACGAUAAUGACCUGCAGAACUCAGACAAGAAGACGUGCUGUCCAGGGCAGAACCAGCUGCUGCGAGAGGAACAUUAGAUCUUGAAGAACAUCUGAUCAUGUUGUGGUUUGUUCUGUGAUGUUGGAAAUGUAACUCGCUUUGACAUCAUCUAAAUAAAUAAAUAAACAUUAUGUUACUAUAAAAUCACCAAUCAGUAAACAAUAUUAAAGCCACAAGUACAGAGAAAUUCAUCCACGUCUCAUCAGCAGAGCCAUGCUGAAGCUAAAGCACGUAAAAUUAAAGGGGCAGUAAGUCAUAUUCUCGAUUACAGGUGCAGGUUAUAAAGUGCUACAGUGGAUUCGAUUUAGUUGUGUUUGAAAAUGGUUUUGAUGUUCCAGUGUUCAAGAGUCUGAAAUGUUGCUUACUGCCCCUUUAAUGUGCAGUGUCAAUGAACACUUUAUCAGAUGUAAUAUAGUCAUCAGUUUAGCGUAAUGUUCUAGCUGUAGCUGUUAUAGCUGGAGUGUUCACCUGGAAACCAGCCCACUCUCUCCUUAAACCCUCUGACCUUUCACCCUGAACCUUGACUUUUUACACUAAACCCUGAUCUUUGACCUUUCACCUCAGUGUUUCCUCUCAUCAACCCUGACUGUUUAACCCAACCCCACCCUUUCACCCUCACCUGACUGAACCUCGACCCUUCAGCAUAACACUGGUCAUUUGUUGCUGCCUUUCUGUAAGCUUUUACUUUAAUGCUACCUUGUAAGUGUAAGAUCUGACCUUUGACCCUAACCCUGACCUUUCAACCCAGCCUUUUUUCUUGCUAACUCUUUGGUUUGACCUUAACCUCGAACAAACCCCUAGUCGUUUGCUCUAAGCCCUAAUCCUAUUUUUCUUCAUUAUCUCUGACCUCUGUUUGUAACCUUUGUCCUAACACUACCCUUUAAACCUAAACUCUCACCUUUGACCCUAGCCUUGACCUUUUACUUUAAACCCUGACCUCUUUCUGAAAGACAUCUUUCUUUUAUUUUAAAACUUUGACCAUUGCCCUGAUUUUUCAACCAAGCUUUUUACCACAGUCUUGACUUUUUUUUUGGCUAACUCUAACCUUUGACCUUAACCUUGACCUUUCAUCUUUUACCUUAAACCCUAAUCUCUGACCCAAGCCUUGACCUUUCUCCUUAAACCUUGACUUUUCUGUGUAACAUACAUGAAAUUUCCCUAACCCUAUCCCAAUACCUAAUUCUGACCUUUCACCCCAGGGUUUUACCCUAAACCUUUAUCAUUCCCACUUACCCUACCCUUUGAGCUUUCACCUUAAUUUCAUGACCCUUUUUAACCCAAACUCUGUUAUUUCACUCCCUAAUCUUUCUUUGCACUCUAUACUCUCUUUUUUGACCUUUGACCCUGCCCAUGCCGUGUGUGUAAGCCCGUGACAGACCGACAGAGAGAGUGAUCGGUAUAAAUAGUGGUUUUGAGUCGCAUACUGUUGAUGGUUUGAGUUCAUGUUGCUGUAGAAUUCGGGACCACGCUAAAGGAUAAAUACUCGUAUGUUUUUUGCUUUGUUUUUUUUUUUAGUUUUUUUUUUAUAAAUAAAGUGAAUUCUGGUUCCUGUGUCCGUGCGCUUGCUUGUUUCUUAGCUCUUUAGUGGCAUGCUGUCUGUCCUAUUAAUUCUGUAAAAUAGAAGUCAUUCGGAGAUUAGCGCUGAGUCCGAGGCAGGAAGUGUCUCCUAACGUAUAGCACUUCAUGACAUCAUCACUGAACAGAAGACGCUCUUUUACUUCCUGAUCUGUGUUUAUAUAAAGAAUAUAUUCUAUUUAUUUUUGAUGAUGGUAGAUGACACAUCUGUGGUAAGUGUUAGCGCAUUUGCACGUCCUGAUUUAGUCACAUGACACGCGUUUCUGCAUCAGCAUGGGUGGAGCUUAAAGUGAACUAUGGCAUCAUUAGGGAGCCUGCUGAUAAACACAGCCAACCUCCUGUUAUAUUCCAUAACUACACUCGAGUGUUAAGCCAAAGAAUUAAAAAAAAAAUCAUUAGGUGAUGUCACAACACAAUCGAAUCCACUGAUUGGCUGAUGGGAUUUACCAGAAGCCCCGCCCCUUGUUAACUCAAACAUGUCUGUCAGUGAGUAAAAUCAGGACGUCAAGAUCAUCAGUGUAGAUCUUUUGCCCCUCCUUAUCUUUGUUAUGCUUGUUACAGUUCUAUCUUACAUUUUCAACGUUUGUAGUUCACUGUAAACUGUUUUUCCUGUUUAUUCACAAGACUUUUACAGAAUAAAUUGUUGGAAUGCA
Molecule: messenger RNA, 3362 nt
Organism: Neoarius graeffei (lesser salmon catfish)
Lineage: Eukaryota; Metazoa; Chordata; Actinopteri; Siluriformes; Ariidae
Gene: hdgfl3
Product: HDGF like 3
Exons: 6
Coding region: 564-1172 (202 amino acids)
Biological process (GO): regulation of transcription by RNA polymerase II
Cellular component (GO): nucleus
Molecular function (GO): transcription coregulator activity; double-stranded DNA binding
Source: RefSeq, a predicted model, not a curated record